GAAUAGAGUACCUACCUAUGUACUGUAGGGAGAUACUGCUAUAUGUAUGUAGUAUAGAUAGGUAUCCCAUAAGUACAUACUGUCUACCUAUGCAGGGCUUCUGCAUAGCAUUCAUAGGGCACGUACCUACUAUGUAUAUAGUACCUACCUAGGUAGGCAGGUGGAGAAAACAUGUAGAUAUAGGCAUACCUGCUCACUACGUCUGUCUCCCUCGAAUUCUCUGCGAGCACUGGAGUACCUACUAGGUAGACACUAAACUUGCAUUCCCAAGGUCUACCUAGUACUGAAGCUAUCCCCCGAGGCAAAAUAUCUGAGGUAGUCAACAUCAGGCGGAAAGCUUGCGUCGGCCCUAAAUGAGACCCCUCUCCUGUCUGCCCAUUGCUUCGAGACUGGGAAUCUCCAAACCACGACACUUCGUUGCACUUAGCAGCAUACGCCUUGUCUUCCACAAGCCAGCAUAUUCAAAGGUUUCCGGCUUUCCGCGGUUUCACCACACCACCACCGCUACUAUGGAUGCUCAUGAUUUGAAGCACUACCUGGCUGAUGCCCCCCCUAGCGUUGUAAGACUGGAGGUCGAGAAGCAUUUUGAGCCCCUGGGCGACAAGCAGAAACGUUAUGCCCAUUUCAUCAGCAGAGCUUCCUUCCAGGGCACUAGGGUAAUUUUGAGGCAGGUGUCGCCCGAAUCGGAGCCAAUAUUCGACUUCAUUCUCGCCUUGUAUCACUCAUCAGGUGGGGACUGGAAGAGCCUCCAGUCCAAGGCCGGUAUUUCGGAUGUUGACUUGGAUCACUUUUUCAGCUAUGCCGCCCAAUUCCUCGGAAACAGUGGCAAUUACAAGAGCUUUGGAGAUGCAAAGUUCAUUCCAAGAUGCCAGGAGUCUGUAUUUGCCGCGCUUGCUACAACCUCCCCCGAGGCACUGAACUUCUACAAGGCCACCUCCGGCGCCAUCUUCUCUGCCGACAAGCCUGGUCUUCUGCAUCUAGGAUAUCCUGACCAAGGUCACAUGACAACGUACUAUCCAAAUUCCCCUGAUAUCACACAACCCGAAAUCGAGGCUGUCUCAAAGUGGAUGGAACAAAGGAAACUCCUCCCAGAGAACACCCGCCUAGUCAAGUCACAGGGAAACACAUUUGAGAUACUAGUUGCGUCGGCCGACACUGCUAUUCCUAGCGAAGGGGGCGAUGCUGGGAAAGAAACUGAGUUCAAGAUCGAUGACGGCAUUUUAGCUGGAAAAACACUGAAACUGGUUUAUGGAGAUUAUUCCCAUGAGAUGACUGCUAUCGCCGCUCACACAAAGAGAGCAGCAGAAAACGGAGACAAUGAAAACCAACGGAAGAUGUAUGAGGCAUACACAAAAUCUUUCAAGGAAGGUUCACUUCUUGCCUACAAAGACAGCCAGCGUUUCUGGAUCCGCGACCAAAAACCAUCUAUUGAAUCUUCAGACCCGGCCGGCAUCAGAGGCGAAUGGGAGGGAUUUGCUGCCGUCGUAAAUGUUGAACGCACGCGAGCAUUUGGAGCUCUCGUUGAUGCUGCUCCAUCUCUGAUUCCUCUUCUGCCUUGGGGCAAGGAUUUUGAGAAGGACAAGUUUUUGUCUCCCGAUUUCACUUCGUUGGAAGUGCUCUCUUUCGCUGGUUCGGGAAUUCCUGCGGGUAUUAAUUUACCCAAUUACGACGACAUUCGGCAAACAGAAGGGUUUAAAAACGUGUCACUCGGCAACGUACUGAGUGCGAAGGCUCCAAACGAGAAGAUACCCUUCAUUGCUGAGGAAGAUCUCGAGAUAUACCAAAAAUACCGCGAUGGCGCUUUUGAGGUCCAAGUCGGCCUUCACGAACUAACAGGCCACGGUUGUGGGAAAUUACUCCAAGAAACUUCACCGGGAGUUUUCAACUUUGAUCAAGCAAAUCCGCCCAUCUCCCCACUGACACAAAAACCCGUUACUACAUGGUAUAAGCCUGGUCAGACUUGGGGUUCGGUCUUCGGAAGUCUAGCAGGUGCAUAUGAAGAAUGCCGUGCUGAACUAGUUGCGAUGUUCCUCAGCUGCGAGUUUCCCGUUCUUAAGAUAUUCGGUUUUGGAGAUGGGUCCUCCAACAUUAACGGCGAAGCAGGUGACGUGCUCUAUGCUUCAUAUCUUAGGACCUAUAUGGCACGGGCUGGUCUAUUGGCAUUGGAGAUGUUUGACCCAAAAAGCAGGAAAUGGGGCCAGCCACAUUCCCAGGCACGAUUCAGUAUCCUGCAGUGCUUUUUACAGGCAGGUGAUGACUUCUGCAAGCUUGAGUACCAAGGAGACAGCUUAAAGGAUGCCGUCAUCAAGCUUGACCGAUCUAAAAUUACCACAGUUGGUCGCAAGGCUGUUGGCGAAUAUUUACAGAAGCUGCACAUCUAUAAGUCAACGGCCGAUGUUGAGGCUGGCACAAGGUUCUUCACCAAAAUGACAGAUGUUGACCCUGAGUUUUGGGGCAAAAAGGUACGGGAUGAAGUCCUCGCAAACAAACAGCCCCGGAAAGUGUUUGUUCAGGCCAAUACAUUCCUUGACGAGGCUACAGGCAAGGUUGCCUUAAAACACUACGACGCUACGCCCCAAGGCAUGAUCCAGAGUUGGGCUGAACGUCAAGUUUGACUGCAAGCCCAGUCAUGCCAAACGAGGAGCUUGUCAUAAAUGUUGAUUGGGAUUUGAGCCAUAUACCUUUACUUCUAUCCCAAUAUAUUUACGGCCAACUGAACAAAUGAUAAGAUAGGAGAAACGUGACAGACAGUAACAUCUGAUACUGGAAGAGCCAAAGGAGCA
Xylaria bambusicola is the source of this 2783-nucleotide messenger RNA. Its product is annotated as peptidase family M49. Lineage: Eukaryota; Fungi; Ascomycota; Sordariomycetes; Xylariales; Xylariaceae. The transcript has 8 exons. Gene Ontology annotation, biological process: proteolysis. Gene Ontology annotation, cellular component: cytoplasm. The record is from RefSeq and is a predicted model, not a curated record. Gene Ontology annotation, molecular function: metalloexopeptidase activity; dipeptidyl-peptidase activity. Bases 354 to 2615 code for a protein of 753 amino acids.